AUGGAUUGGAAAACAGACGAGGAGUUCAAGAAGUUCAUGGGGAAUCCCUCUAUCGAGGCUGCAAUAAAGCUUGAGAAGAAGAGGGCUGACAGGAAGCUUAAAGAACUUGAUCGAGAAACAAGUGAUAAUCCACUUGUGGGGUUAUUUAACAAGUUGGUUCGCGACAGUUUGUCGAGAGAAAAAGAGAGGUUGGAGCAAGCAGAGGAGACUUUCAAGGCUCUUGAUCUUAACAAGUUGAAAAGCUGUUUCGGAUUUGAUACCUUUUUCGCUACUGAUGUCAGAAGAUUUGGAGAUGGCGGCAUUUUUAUUGGAAAUUUGAGGAAACCUAUUGAGGAAGUAAUUCCCAAGUUAGAGAAGAAGUUAGCGGAAGCUGCCGGGAGGGAGGUUGUGGUGUGGUUUAUGGAGGAACAAACAAAUGAUAUUACAAAACAGGCAUGUGUGGUGCAACCCAAAGCUGAGAUGGACCUCCAGUUUGAGUCAACCAAACUAAGCACUCCUUGGGGGUAUGUUAGUGCAGUAGCUUUAUGCGUUACAACUUUUGGGACGAUAGCUUUGACGAGUGGUUUCUUCGUCAAGCCUGAUGCCACAAUUAAUGACUACCUGAAUGAUGUUGCACCUCUCUUUGGUGGCUUCUUGACCAUUUUAGGAGUUUCAGAGAUAACCACCAGGGUAACGGCAGCCCGUUAUGGUGUUAAACUCAGUCCAUCUUUUCUAGUCCCUUCCAGCUGGACUGGAUGCCUUGGGGUUAUGAAUAAUUAUGAGUCUCUUUUACCAAAUAAGAAGGCUUUGUUUGAUAUUCCAGUUGCACGAACAGCAAGUGCAUAUCUGACAUCAUUGGUUCUUGCGAUUGCUGCAUUUAUAUCUGAUGGCAGUUUUAAUGGUGGUGACAAUGCAUUGUACAUAAGACCCCAGUUCUUUUACAAUAAUCCGCUCCUUUCCUUCAUCCAAUACGUUGUUGGGCCAUAUACUGAUGAUCUUGGGAACGUGCUACCUUAUGCAGUUGAAGGUCUGGGAGUUCCUGUUGACCCCCUUGCAUUUGCGGGGCUCUUAGGCAUGGUGGUGACUUCUUUGAACCUGCUUCCUUGUGGACGACUUGAAGGAGGACGCAUUGCUCAGGCAAUGUUCGGUAGAAGCACGGCUACUUUGUUAUCAUUCGCCACUUCACUUCUGCUCGGCAUUGGUGGUUUGAGUGGCAGUGUCCUGUGCCUGGCUUGGGGACUCUUUGCAACCUUUUUCCGUGGUGGGGAGGAGAUCCCGGCUAAGGAUGAGAUCACUCCAAUAGGAAACGACCGGUUUGCUUGGGGUUGUGUACUCUUUCUUAUAUGUUUCCUUACUCUUUUCCCCAAUGGAGGAGGCACAUUCUCCAGUUCAUUCUUUGGUGCACCAUAUUUUAGGGGUGAUUUGUAA
Molecule: messenger RNA, 1407 nt
Organism: Fraxinus pennsylvanica
Lineage: Eukaryota; Viridiplantae; Streptophyta; Magnoliopsida; Lamiales; Oleaceae
Source: the annotation of a GenBank genome assembly